Messenger RNA from Sphaerodactylus townsendi, 3007 nucleotides. Its product is annotated as zinc finger and SCAN domain-containing protein 31-like. NCBI's taxonomy places the organism in Eukaryota, Metazoa, Chordata, Lepidosauria, Squamata, Sphaerodactylidae. Bases 389 to 898 code for a protein of 169 amino acids. The record is from RefSeq and is a predicted model, not a curated record. The transcript is spliced from 3 exons.
CAGGGACCCGCCGAGCUUCCCCCACACCAGCCUUUCAGACGUGCCCUCGGAACAGGAGGGGGCGCAAUCCGGUUUGCCCUUUGCCGGGAACUCGGAGUGAGGCUGCUGGGGAAACGGGUGCAGCAGCCUCCUUUUUGCCCGGUGCAGAGUGUCCAUCAAAUGGUCACAGGGAAGGACGGACCAUUCCUAGAGAGGCACAGACCGAGAAGGCCACGUGACUUUGUACAGUCCCAGCUGCCCGGUGGUCGUUUGAUGCCUUGAAUGGGAUUCAGGUGGAGCAGCGCUGGUGGGUUUUAUUUGGAGAAUAAAGGAACAGCUUCAUAACAGUUUUCUAACUUAUCACCCAGUUAACCCAGUGGGGGGGCUGUUUGGAGAGCAAAGAAGGAGGAUGGCUGUUUGGAGAGCAAAGAAGCCGGAUGCAGCUGGUCCCGAAGCAAGGAAAGUCCCUGGUGCAGACAGAAGGAAACUGCGGGACGGAAGAGUGUGGACAAACCCCAGAGACAAUGAAAUCAUCCCGCCAGAUGUGCAUCGCCAGCAGUUCAGGCAGUUCUGCUACCAGAAGGCUGAGGGACCCCGAGUGGUUUGCGGCCGACUCCACCUUCUUUGCCACCAGUGGCUAAAGCCAGAAAGCCACAGCAAGAAGGAGAUGCUGGACCUGAUGAUCCUGGAGCGGUUGCUGGCCGUCCUGCCCCCAGAGAUGGGGGACUGGGUCAGGGAAUGUGGGGCAGAGACCAGUUCCCAGGCAGUGGUUCUGGCAGAAGGCUUCCUCUUGAGCCAGGCAGAGGAGAAGAAUCAAGACCAGCAGGUGCAGGAAAGGAUCACAUGGGAGUGUUCCCACAGAGCAACUUUUCCAGGUGAGAAUGAAAGGUGUGUCGUUCUCUCUGGAUAUCCUUCUUGAGUACAGGUGGGCUACUUUUAUGUCCUCGCCCCAAUUCCUCCAUUGUGCUCCCGUGCGGGAAGAAUACUCCACCCCAUUUAGGAAUUCUGUUUGGGGCAGUAAAAACCAGGAACCAGUUUAAUUUCACUGCAAGGUAACUGGAGAAAUACUGUAAGGGAAAUGUGGACAAAGCUGCCUCCAAACUCAAAGGAUGACGGUUAAUGUCAAGCAUUGCAAAAAUAGUGCAAAAACUUUGAAAAGAGCACUUUGGCCCAGUAAAAAGAGUUCCGAAGUCAUAACCUUUCAGGAGUUGUUACUUCACAGUAACCCAGUCACAGUUUUUGGAUACUUGUUUCGUGCUGUCCAGUUUUCCACGGGACAAGGGGCAUCCAGUGUUGGCAAACCUCCGAAGGAUGGUGCUGGAAGGAGGCAGUUGGGGGCUCUAAAAAUUAUAUUCUGUCUGACUAGACGUCACGUGCCAGGGCAUGGAAAGUUUUCUCCAAAAAUGGUCAUGGAUCAUCCCUUGUUGGGCCGCCUGACAUCACUGAUCUCUUCAUUCUCCGUGGAUAUGAUAUUCUGUGACUGUCACUGUCUGCAAGUGGGGACCCACAAGGACUUGUGGGAGAAGGGAUGCCAGCCUCCAGGGGCGGGUUUGAGCUGGGGAUUCCCAGGAAUUAAAGCUCAUCUCCAGACUAUGGCGACCGAUUUCCCCCUGGAGAAAAUGGCUGCUUAGGAGGGUAGACUCUGUGUUAAUAUUCUCCACCCCCAAAACUCAAGGCAUUUGCCAACCUGAAUAUGGUAACCCACCCCCCACCCCCCACCCCCCACUGGACCUGGCAACCUUAUGUGGGCAGCAUUUCAUUUCCCCUUCGACCACAAUUUCCUGUUUCCUGUUCCAAAAAUCCAAUAACCAAUCCCCUUUUACUGCUUCCUUCUCUCCUUCUAGGGUUCCCAGCCUCCAGGUGGGGACUAAAGAUCUGAAAUCAUAAAAGAUCCCCCAGCUACAGAGAUCCAAUUCCCCCUUAAGACUGAUAGCUCCAGGUUGGGAAAUUUCUGGGGCGUUUGAGGAUGGAGCCCUGGGAGGACGAGAUUUGAAAAAGGAAGUGACAUCAGCAGGGUGUAAUGUCAAAGAAUCUGCCCUUUGAAGUACUCAUUUCCUCCAAAGAAAAUGGCCUAAGUUGUCUGGAGAAGGUCUGUAAUGCCAGAGGAUUCCUGGCAUCUCUGUUUACUCCCUUGGAGAACAUGGCUGCUUUGAAUGGUGGACUCUAUGUCAUUAUAUUGUAGGCACAGAACAGGGAAAUUAUUUUAUAUUAUGCCAGUCAAUGCCUUUUACAUCUCUGUGCUGACAACCGUAAGCUGUGAAGUUCUGUGCCUACGGAAGAUCACGUAGGCCUUUUGCACUAAAUUGUUUAAGGUUUUCUGAGGCAAAAUCAUGUAGGCCUUAAUCAAGGUCUCUGAAAAAGAUUCUGGUAAAAAUACAGCUUAAAGUCAUUGCACAGAAUCAUAAAAAGUGUCUUUGUUAAGUAAAAGCAUUCAUAGUUCCUGCAUUCCAGAAAAAGAUAUUUGUUACACUUGUGUGCAGGUCAAAGGUCAUAAAAAUAAUAUCCUCAACUAGAGCAUAUCUAAAAGCACAGACCCAGAAAUUAGAAAAUAGAAAUAAAGCAUUUAAAUAUUUCAGCUAAAGCAUACUUAUAUGUAACUUAAGCAAGUCUUUUUGAAUACAUUUUUAAUAUGAAAAAUUCUUGCUUAAAAAUGUAGCAAAGGCACUUUGCUUUCUAAACAGCCCUAUUGUUUCUUCCCACAUUCCAAAGAAAAGAUACUUUCACUUAGCAACUAGCUGAAAAAGUGUGUAUAAGAAAAGAACUGGUCAGCAGAAUUAAAGCAAAGUGUGAGUCAAGCCAUGUGAGAAACCAUAUUCUUAAGAAUGCUAUUUAACAAUGUAUCGCCAUGAUUAACAAUGAUGAGAAUAUUGAAACGUCAUGAAUUGACAGGAUUUGGCUUUGCAACAUUUAUGGUGCAUCAGCUGUUUUUACCCUGUAAGAACUGUGACAUUUGUAUAAUCAGCGCGACUCCUCUGAUUCUAAAUAGACCCUCUGUUGGUUUGGAAUAAAAAUUAUUUAUUUAAUUCUA